GCCCUUUCCAAAAUGGCGGCGCCCAUGCUGAGGGGUUUGAAGCAGCGAGGCCUGAGGCUGUGUGUCGCGGGGCGCCGUUUAGGGGGAGAAGCGCCCCGGAGAGAGAUCAAUUUCAAGCUGGAUGAGAGAACGGCCCACAGCAGCUUGGAUCUGUUCAAAAAGAACACUGGUGUCAUUUACCGUAUGGUGGGGAUUGACCCCACCAGCGUUCCCCGGAAUCCUGAACGCUUCAGAGACUGGGCUGUAGUACUGGGUAACGUGGCUGUCUCCAGUGGGCGCCACUACUGGGAAGUGACUGUCAAAGAAUCGCAGCAAUUCCGCAUAGGGGUAGCAGACGUGGACAUCUCCCGGGAAGGUUGCAUUGGAGUAGAUGACCGCUCCUGGGUUUUUUCCUAUGCGAACCGGCACUGGAAUGCCAUGUUCGCUAAUGAGACCACUCCAAUCAAGAACAUCGGCCACCCAGAGAGAGUGGGUCUGUUCUUGGACUACAACAGCAAGAAACUCAGCCUGGUGGAUGUAAGCAAAUAUGUGUCCGUCCACAGCAUCUUUGCUGAGUUCCAAGGCCCCGUAGUGCCCGCCUUUGCCCUCUGGGAUGGUGAACUGAUCACACAUUCAGGCCUCGAUGUACCUGAAAAUCUCGACAGGAACUGA
Molecule: messenger RNA, 651 nt
Organism: Zootoca vivipara (common lizard)
Lineage: Eukaryota; Metazoa; Chordata; Lepidosauria; Squamata; Lacertidae
Gene: SPRYD4
Product: SPRY domain containing 4
Molecular function (GO): protein binding
Source: RefSeq, a predicted model, not a curated record